UGGAUUAUUCGAUUUUUUUAACCACUUAUUCGACUUUUUCCUACUCUAAUUGUUUACUAGCUAAGGGGUUUACUAGCUAAAAGAUGGGUCGAGCAAAUGCAGUAGUUGAGGAGGAACUCCGAAAUUAUUUUAAGUCACAUAGCAAAAUAAGAGAACAGAAAGCUCAUACAUCCAAAGUUCAUUCUGUAGGUUGGAGUUGCGAUGGCCGACGUCUGGCAUCCGGUUCAUUUGAUAAGACUGUAGCUGUUUAUACUUUGGAACGUGAUAGAGUGAGUAAAGAAAAUACAUAUCGUGGCCAUAGUGGUUCUGUGGAUCAGCUGUGUUGGCAUGCUUCAAAUCCGGAUUUAUUAAGCACUGCGAGUGGAGAUAAAACUGUUCGAAUUUGGGAUAUUAGAGCAGGCAAAUGUUCAUCUGUUACCAAUACAAAGGGAGAAAACAUUAAUAUAACUUGGUCCCCUGAUGGCAAAACCAUAGCUGUAGGAAAUAAGGAAGACCUUGUGACUUUCAUUGACACAAGAACGAAUAAAAUUCGUGCGGAGGAACAGUUUAAUUUUGAGGUGAACGAAAUUGCCUGGAAUAACAGCAGUGAUCUUUUCUUUCUCACCAAUGGAAUGGGUUGUGUUCAUAUACUUAGCUAUCCCAGCUUGGAAUUACAGCAUAUUUUAAAAGCACAUCCUGCCACAUGCAUAUGUAUUGAGUUCGACCCAACAGGAAAAUAUUUUGCAACAGGUUCGGCCGAUGCUCUUGUGUCUUUGUGGGACGCAAAUGAAUUAGCAUGUUUGCGGGUAUUGUCGCGAUUAGAUUGGCCAGUGAGAACUAUUUCAUUUAGUUAUGAUGGCAAACUUAUUGCGUCCGCAUCUGAAGAUUUGCUUAUUGAUAUUGCUCACACGGAGACGGGAGAAAAAGUUGCCGACGUAUCUGUGGAUGCAGCCACGUUUACAGUCGCAUGGCACCCGAAGCAAUACCUAUUAGCAUUCGCUUGUGAUGACAAGGACAGUAAUGAUCGACGCCGCGAAGCCGGUAAUUUAAAAGUUUUUGGGUUUCAAGAAUAAUAAUUGUUAACGAAACUAUAAAAAUAAAAAGCUAACAUAAUGAUAAGAAAGUCGAA
Stomoxys calcitrans (stable fly) is the source of this 1108-nucleotide messenger RNA. It is a transcript of the gene tex, whose product is annotated as THO complex subunit 3. Bases 84 to 1052 code for a protein of 322 amino acids. Gene Ontology annotation, biological process: mRNA export from nucleus. The transcript has 4 exons. NCBI's taxonomy places the organism in Eukaryota, Metazoa, Arthropoda, Insecta, Diptera, Muscidae. Gene Ontology annotation, cellular component: THO complex part of transcription export complex. Gene Ontology annotation, molecular function: protein binding. The record is from RefSeq and is a predicted model, not a curated record.